Messenger RNA from Rosa chinensis, 1725 nucleotides. Its product is annotated as mitogen-activated protein kinase kinase 2. The record is from RefSeq and is a predicted model, not a curated record. Gene Ontology annotation, cellular component: cytoplasm. Gene Ontology annotation, molecular function: protein serine/threonine kinase activity; ATP binding. The transcript is spliced from 9 exons. NCBI's taxonomy places the organism in Eukaryota, Viridiplantae, Streptophyta, Magnoliopsida, Rosales, Rosaceae. Gene Ontology annotation, biological process: protein phosphorylation. Bases 317 to 1381 code for a protein of 354 amino acids.
AUGGGGGUUAUAUAAGUGAAAUGUCAACGGUGCCAUCUUCUUCCUCCUGAUUUCUGAGAAGGUUGAGUAGUCGUCUUCUUUAAAGUUUUCUCCAACCAAUUCCCAUCAAACACUAGUACUAGUCCAACUGGUCAGGUCCCACCUCUAAUUACUAUUAUUUAAUCAAUCAAACUGGGUUAAAUCCCAAAGACUUCGUUCCUUUGCGACUAUGGACCAAAAGCAAUAGCAAGACCAUAAAGGAAGAGCUCCUGCCUACAAACAAGUGAACAACUCUGAAGGGCCGUUUGAGCAAAGAGAGCAACACCCAAGAAUCAUCAUGAACAAGGGAAGCUUAGGCUCUAAGCUCAAGCUUAGUCUUCCUCCUCCUGAUGAAGAUUCUAUCAAGAAGUUCCUGACUCAAAGUGGCACCUUUAUGGAUGGGGAUCUGCUGGUGAAUAGGGAAGGGGUUCGGAUCGUCUCUCAUAGAGAAGUUGAAGUUCCAGCCCCUAUUCAAGCAGCAGACAAUCAGAUGAUUUUAGCAGAUCUCUACGUGGUUAAAGUCAUUGGUAAAGGAAAUGGUGGGGUUGUGCAAUUGGUUCAGCACAAAUGGACUGGCCAGUUUUUUGCAUUGAAGGUAAUCCAAAUGAAUAUUCAGGAGUCUAUUCGCAAGCAGAUUGCACAAGAAUUGAAAAUUAAUCAAUCAUCACAAUGUCCCUAUAUUGUUGUAUGUUACCAGUCCUUCUAUGAUAAUGGUUGCAUUUCAAUUAUCCUAGAGUACAUGGAUGGUGGAUCUUUAGCAGAUCUUCUGAAAAAAGUCAGAUCAAUUCCAGAGCCAUAUAUUUCUGCUAUGUGUAAGCAGGUGCUGCGCGGUUUGUUGUAUCUUCAUCAUGAAAAACACAUAAUUCACAGGGACUUCAAACCCUCGAACUUGUUAAUAAAUCAUAGAGGAGAAAUUAAGAUAACUGACUUUGGUGUCAGUGCAAUAAAGGCGAACACCUCUGAACAGGCAAAUACUUUUGUUGGCACAUACAACUAUAUGUCGCCAGAGAGAAUACAAGGUAACAGCUAUAGCUACAAAAGUGACAUUUGGAGCUUGGGCUUAGUACUACUGGAGUGUGCAACAGGUAAAUUCCCAUAUACACCACCAGAUCAAAGUGAAGGAUGGGAAAACUUUUUUGAGCUUAUGAGUGCUGUUGUUGACUUCCCACCACCUUCUGCACCUUCCGAUCAGUUUUCUCCAGAGUUCUGCUCAUUUAUUUCUGCAUGUGUACAGAAAGAUCCUAAAAAGAGAUUGUCAGCACAUGAUCUCCUAGUGCAUCCUUUUAUCAGCAUGUACGACGACUUGAAUAUCGACCUUUCGUCUUACUUCGCUGAAGCAGGAUCUCCACUUGCAACCUUUUAAACCUAUCUGGGAAUAAUUGGAUCAUGAUAGGAGUCAUCUGCUCUCUUGCUGCUUAUUCCAGGAUGGGGACUGCCUAGGUGUUGGGGACGAGAAGGUAAUGCCGGAAAAUCAAACGCGCUGCCGAAGGCUGUUGAUCACUUCUUUUCAUUGUUAGUUCCCUUUGGUAGCGAGAGGGAAUCCCGUAAUGGACAAAUUAUUGUUAAUGCUUGGAAUGUUGGAUUUUUCACUACUUGCUAACUGUUACAUUUGCAGCUGAUUCUAGAUGACAGCUGAGCUACUAUGCCAGUUUGGAGUAAUAGUUUUUUACAAAUACUACAAUACAAAGCAAUUCUCUUCAUUGAUCA